UCCAUCCCACCCCCUAUUUCACCUUCACCGCUGUUGGUACUUGGUACAAUCAAGAAAUGACGUCACAUGGAGCGACGUCGACCCCGGCGCCGUUGCCGAGGAGGAAGCCAUCUUGGAGGGAGAGAGAGAACAACAGGAGGAGGGAGAGGAGGAGACGAGCUAUUGCUGCCAAGAUAUAUACUGGGCUUAGAGCUCAAGGAAAUUUCAUUUUGCCCAAGCACUGUGAUAACAACGAGGUCCUCAAAGCACUUUGUGCCGAGGCUGGUUGGGUCGUUGAAGAAGACGGCACCACUUAUCGAAAGGGAUGUAAGCCACCUCCAAUUGAUAUACCAGGCAGUUCAGCUAAAAUUACCCCAUAUUCUUCCCAGAAUCCAAGUCCAUUAUCUUCUGCAUUUCCAAGUCCAAUUCCUUCCUGUCAAGUCAGUCCUUCCUCCUCUUCCUUCCCUAGUCCCACUAGAACUGAUGCAAAUAACCCAUCCAGUCUCCUUCCAUUCCUUCGAAGCGCCAUUCCUUGUUCUCUCCCUCCUCUCAGAAUCUCAAACAGCGCCCCUGUGACACCGCCACUAUCAUCGCCAACCUCAAGAUCUCCUAAGCCAAUUCCCUACUGGGAGGCCAUUGCAAAACAGUCCAUGGCUUCUUUUAGCUACCCUUUUUAUGCAGUAUCUGCUCCAGCCAGUCCAACCCAUCGUCAGUUCCAUGCCCCAGCCACUAUACCCGAAUGUGAUGAAUCUGAUACGUCCACAGUUGAAUCUGGUCAGUGGAUAAGCUUUCAAAAGUUUGCACCUUCUACGUCACAAGUGCCUACAUCGCCAACAUUUAAUCUCGUCAAACCUUUGGCUCCACAAAGUUUGCCCAACAAUUUGAUCGGGGAGAAAGGGCGAGUUUCAGAGUUUCAGUUUGAGAGUGGACAGGUAAAUCCGUGGGAAGGAGAGAGGAUUCAUGAAGUAGGAUUGGAUGAUCUGGAGCUCACACUUGGAAGCGGGAAGGCUCGGUGUUAAAAUGGCUGACAGUCAACUGAUGCCAUUAAAGUGUGUUACGACAGUGGGAAAAGCCGUUUUGCCUUCCUCAUUCUCAGUUCUCAGUCAGAUAACGGAGAGAGCAUUUUCAGUACUGUUUUUUCAUCCACUCAGUGAAAUCUGGAAAUUAUAGAACAAAGGUGGAAGAAAAGUUGCGUGGUCGUCUGUAAUGUUUCGUUUCCGGGUCUAUUUGAGUCUGUUGAUACUCGUAUUCCCUGGUUGAAUCCUCAGGGAGUCGGAUUGUUUUUACAAGCAUUAGUUGUGGAUACUGUGGCAGAGUUGCUAGCUUAGUCUUCCUUUUAGGCCUUUGUUGUCUUGGGUAAAACCGCGGUGAAUGAUAUUGUUUUAGUGGCUUUGUACUGUUAAAGCCUAAUGGUUGUAUUGAAUCAUUUGAUCUUGUUGGUAAGCAAUUUUUGAUAUCCAGUUCUGUGAUUUCAUUCUCUUUACGUGGC
Hibiscus syriacus is the source of this 1468-nucleotide messenger RNA. Its product is annotated as protein BRASSINAZOLE-RESISTANT 1-like. Gene Ontology annotation, biological process: brassinosteroid mediated signaling pathway; DNA-templated transcription. Gene Ontology annotation, molecular function: DNA-binding transcription factor activity. The record is from RefSeq and is a predicted model, not a curated record. Bases 57 to 998 code for a protein of 313 amino acids. The transcript has 2 exons. Lineage: Eukaryota; Viridiplantae; Streptophyta; Magnoliopsida; Malvales; Malvaceae.